Messenger RNA from Parus major (Great Tit), 6419 nucleotides. It is a transcript of the gene LRRC31, whose product is annotated as leucine rich repeat containing 31. The record is from RefSeq and is a predicted model, not a curated record. Lineage: Eukaryota; Metazoa; Chordata; Aves; Passeriformes; Paridae. Gene Ontology annotation, molecular function: protein binding. The transcript has 9 exons. The coding region runs from base 3831 to 5705 and encodes 624 amino acids.
ACCUUCUGCUCUCACAGGUUGUUCCAAGCCCCGUCCAACCUGGCCUUGAACCUGGCCUUGCUCUGCCAAGCGUGCAGCCCCUUCAGCUCAGGCAGGCAUUCCCUGGGGAUUGCUCCUUCCAGCCUGUUGUGUGUGCAGUCUCUUCUGAAGGAUUUUGUUUGGCCCUAAAGCCAAUCCCUGCAGCUCUGUGGCUCUAAAGAAAGUCACCAUCAAAUUAGUGGGUGACACAGAUGUUUGGCACAAGCAACACAGCCUCAGUGCCAGCUGAGGGAUUCCCAGCUGUGUGGGCAAGGCUGAAUUCCCCUGUCUCAAUCAAUGACAGAGGAUGAAUGGAAGGGACAGAGCAGGAGAGUGAAAAUGGUGAGAGCUGUGGAGAGCAUGGUUUGAUUGAUGCAUGUGGCUGGCAAAGAGGAGGGCAGCAAACCUGGUGCUGGACCAGGCCACUCAUCCCUUACCCUCCCUUGGCAGGAGCUCCUGGCAUGUGUGUUCUGAGUCAGCCCAAGAGUGUGGCACCUGAAACUGCCAGAGUCAACCAUGGGGCAGUGAACGUUUUUCCAGCCCCUCCAAUUUCUUGCUCCAUUUAAGUGCCCCCAACAAAUCAGGCCAAGCAAGAGAAUCCUGCAGUGGCAAAGGUGGGGAAGAGAAUUUUCAUGGAAGCAAACAAGGGUCACAGUGUUAUUAAGUGCUGCAGGACUCAGAUUGUCAAAAAUCUCUAACAGAUAAAUAUCCCAAAUCAUUACAUUCUAUAUAAAUAUUGGGGCAAGUGCCUCCCUGAUGUAACAGUGGUUGUAUGGCAGCAAGGAUGGGUUUAGUCCAGUGUGUUUAGAUUCUGUAUUAUUUUAACCAGAUGCUUGGGGGUUUGUUUUCCUCUAGUGGAUAAUAAGGGCCAUCCAAAACAGAGUUGCUGAUUUGCUUGGGUUUCAUUGAAAGAGACACUGCUAAAGGGAGAGGAAAUCCCCAAAAUGAUACUCAGUGAUUAAGCACAUAGAAUAUAGGAUUUCAGUGUUUGCAAAUCCUUUUUUUCAAAUGAACUUGUGGCACUAAUCCUCUAAUGGCAUUAUUUCUUUGGAAUAUAUGCCGGAUUAAGGAGUCACAAUGAGGCAAAGUACAAAAAUCCACAUUAAUCUCUCCCUGAUGGAUGCUGUGUGGGAUGCAACUUAAACUAUUUUGUUCCAAAAUUGGUUCUGUUCCUAACCUUGCCCCAGGUCUAGACAGAGGGAAGAGCAGAUAUAAACAAGUGUGACACUGAGCACUCAGCAGAUGGUCACAGGCCAUUUAACUGGAUACAAAGGAGAAGGCAUCUAUUAUUUUUAAACUCCAAAAGCAAAGCCUGCCCUGUGCUGUCCAUGACAUGCUGCAGGAAGCAGACACAGGGGUCUGACAGGCAGGAGCAGGACUCCUGUUCAGAAGUGUGGCAGGGAGGAGAUGGACAGAGAAACUAACUGGGCACUGCUGGGCCUGGCUGUUGUGAUAUAUCACAUGUUCACAGCACAGCCUGGGCCUAUUGCAAAGUGCUGCUCAUGUUUACAGCCUAGUGCAGCCACCUCGCUCUCCUUAGCCUGCUCUUUUGGGGGAUAAUCCUGUUGUUAUCUCUUCCCUCGUAGCUGAUGUAAAAAAGUUAAAGACUUGCUUUUAAGGAGGAGGAGACCAGGUGUUUCCCUUCUCAUGGGAUUACAGGAAUGCUAUCAUAGUGCCCUUGGGUAUUGUCACUUAUUCAACAGCCUCAAGUGGUGAAAUAACUUCUGAACUGGCAGCACAUCACCUGAAAUACUGAUGUCAGAGCAUGUGAGUUAGCCCAGCCUAACCACUGUAAUUGGUGCUUAACAUGCUUAAGGAUUUCCCCAGUUUUACAGGACAGAGAUUACCAAAUAUUCCCAUUCCAUGUUCUCACUGAACUGCAGUGGGCAUUGAGAACUCUUGGGCCAGGACAGCCCAGGACAUGUUCACAAACACGGGUUGCUUGUUUCAUUCUCAGUCAUUCUGUUGUUAAGCACAAGCAAAGAACUGUCAAAUUCAGUUCUUUACCAACAGAAAUGCUGGGAUUUUCCAUCGUCUGCAUAGCUGAGAUGCCUGGACACAUGAAUUAGCACAAAUUCCUGAUGUGGAUACAGGUCUGUAGUGAGAUGCUGGUUUCAGAAGCUGAGACAGGACAACCACUCCUGGUGUCAGAAAACCCUAAAGUCAACUUGGAGAUAAUUUCUGUUUGGGAAUAGAACUGUGUCCUCCCUUCCUACAGAAAAAGAUAGUUGAUUACAAUGGUUUUGUGCAUUUCUAGCUGCUGUAAAUGUUUCCCAGCAUGGGAAGCUGUCAUGGGCAAGAGGAUUUUCCUGAUGUUCACAUUAAGUUUUUGUUCUUCUCAUCUUACCCUGUUGACUCCUUGCAGCACCCAGUGCCUCAUUCCACCGUGUCUGAAUCCCUUGUCUAAUUUCACACUGAGUCAAGCCUGUCCUCAGGCUGGUGUCUGCUCAGCUGCUUGCAAAUGAAUUGUUGGUUUUGUUUACCUGCUUUAUCAUUCCCCACCAAAAUCACUCCAGUUUGCAUAUGUCUUUAGUGUAUACAGACUCGUGGGUGGUCCCUUGUACUUAAGGAAGUAUAAAUUAUAUUGCAGCAGGUGCAGACAAAGGUGAGCAGGAAAUGAUAAGGGAAAUGAAGAAUUUGCCACAUGAAGGGAGAAGGGUUUGGCUGGUUUAGCCUGCAAAAGGGAAGAGCUCAUAGACUGAAAAAGAUUAUCAAGGCUAAAGAGAUUCAGCAUAAAUGGCCAUGAAUAUGGUUAAGAAAGAAAUUGUGAUGUUUGCCAUUGAGGAAAUCAGACUGAAGGACAGACAGGCUAAAAAGGGUGUACUGGAGUUUGAGGAGUAUAUAAGGUGUGUCCAAUGAUUGCAUUGUAAUGUUGUGUCAUGGUGUUGCCUAGAAGAUGAUGGUGACUUCUCCUCUUGUGUCUCCUGUUGCCCUAAAAUGAUCAGGAGUGUUCGUCCUCCCUUUUUCUUACUGAGCUGUGCAACAUCCAGCUGACAGCAGGACUCUGCUCAGCCUCCAGCACUACUGCUGACCAGUAUGGACAAAAGGGGUGGGAAAACCAAAAGCUUUUCUUCAGGUACUCUUGUAAUCUGAUCUCUGCCGUGACUCAGCCUCUUCUAGCAACAGCUGUGUCAGGGACAUGCAGUGGUUUGCGAGCAGAAGCGAAGAUUUUGCUGCUACUUCCUGAUUUCUGCCUUGGGAGCGAUUUAAACUGGGCACGAUCAGAGCAUUUAAAUGGACUUCUGAGCCCCAGGAACGGCAGACUUUGGGGUAGAGUACAGAGGAAUAGAGGCAUCAGGAAAGAGCUCACAAACCACUUGUGCAGAGCUGCUAUCAAACUGAUGAAGACAGAAACUUGUGAGAGAAAACUGCCCAGAAAGUUCCUAUUAAAGAAAAGAGUGAGGCUUUGUUUGCAUGUCAUGGCUCACCUGCCCCACAGAUCCUGAAGGUGCUGUAAAAACUGAAAACUGUGAAAGGGAUCCUCAGGUGUACCCAUGGAAAAGACAGGUAUGUUCUUUGUUUAAAAUAAUACCUUUCUACUGCAAGAAAUCAGAGCCAGGAAAAGCAGGAUUGCUCUAGAGCUCAGUAACUGUGCAUGUUCAUCAAGGUACAUUGGUUUGUAUCAAUUUUGUAUUUCUAAGGAAUAGAGCUGUGACAGCAGAUUAAUGCCAGAUUUUAAACAGUGCCUCAGCUUUUUAUAAGUGCUCUGCUCUUGAACACUUGUACCAUGGCUAUGAUAGAUAGUUGGAUGGAGGCAACGGUGGCAAAUUCUCAGUGCAUCUGCCAUCAUGGAAAAAGGUAAGCAAGAGUAAAUGUUACUAAAUCUAAUUCUGUCUGCUGAUCCCCUGAAAGAUGACCAGAACUGCCAGGAUAGACAUGAAGAGGACAACCCAAAGAGUUCCCCGUUUGACUUUGUUAUGAAACAGUUCCAAGGAAAGAAGUGUGCUCCUGAAAAAAGCAAAGAGAAGCCUUCAGCCAUAAAACAAUUCUUCAAAGGCUUUGACUUCGGGAAAUCUGAAGACAAGGACAGAAGGGAAAUUGAAGAAACAGAAAUAAACAAUGCUGAAACUGAUGAUCAGAGUGAAAAGCAAAAUGUCUCUGUAGAAGAUGGACUUUCACAUCUCCCUUCUGAAGCAGAGUCACCAUCUGGUGAGCAGAGAUUUAACCAGUUCAUGGAGAAACUGGGAAAGAAACCAAACAGCAAGAAUCUGGAUCUAAAUAAUUGUGCACUAAGUGCAGCAGAUAUAACAGAGCUGGCUUCCUUAUUGCCGUUUCUCCCAGAGCUGGAAGAGAUCAGCCUGUCCUGGAAUGGUUGUGUUGGAGGGACUUUGAGAGCUCUCACUGUCCAUCUUCAUCAUGUGAACCUGUUAAAAGUCCUCCGACUUAACAACUGCAGACUGACAGCUGAGGAUGUCAUCUCCUUAGGUACAGGAUUUCAUUUACAUUUACUUCCAGACAGCUUGGGGCUAAUGUCAUCCAUCUCAUCUCUUCCUACAUCCUACUCCUCCUGCUUCCACACUGGGCAAGGAGAGGCAUUUGAAAUUGUUUCUCAGCUUGAAGAGCUGGAUUUAUCAUGGAACAGUAACAUAGGUGGAAAACUAUCACUGCUGACAAAAAAGCUUCAGGAAGGAUGCAAAUUAAAAUGUCUGAAAAUUACGGACUGUAGCCUGACGGCAAAGGAUGGAGAAUCCCUUGCUGAAAUUCUAAAUGUGAUCCCAAACCUUGAAGUAUUAGAUGUCUCUAUCAACAAAAACAUUGGCUGCAGCAUGAAGGUUAUUGCUCAGGAUCUGAAAAAUGUGCCAGGCUUGAAAGAGUUAAACUUGCACAUGUGUGGAUUAAAGCAAGACAGCCUCCAGGGCUUAGACACUGCUUUACAGCACCUUGCAGAGCUAAGGAAAUUAGAUAUCUCAUGUAACAGAGAGAUUGGUGGUGGCUUUAAAACCUCAACAGCUCAUUUGGCCAGCUUGAAAAAUCUGGAAGUCCUUGAUCUUCAUCAGUGCUGUAUCACAGAAGAGGACAUGACUGUUUUGUCCCAGGUGAUACCUUUACUCUCCAGUCUUCAAGAGCUAAAUUUAUCCUCAAAUAAAAAUGUGGGACUCUCAUCAGAUCCUCUUCUGGGCAGGCUCAGGUUUUUACCAAAGCUGAGAUCUGUGACCAUCAGCAAUUGUGGCUUGGAUGAAGAGUCCCUUUCAUCACUAGCUGAGGCUGCCCUUCACCUUCCUGAACUGGAGAUAUUAGACCUUUCUUGGAAUAAGUGCGUUGGUGGGAACCUAAAGCUGCUUUUGGGAGCACUAAAGCUUGCAACUGAGAUUCAAGUGUUAAGACUGAGCAGCUGUAACCUGGUGGCUGAAGAUUUGGCACUUCUAACAUCCCUGAGGCAAGAUGGCCAUUUAGCCAGAUUGCAGAAGCUGGAUUUGAGUUAUAACAACAACAUCUCUGAUGAAGGCUGGGCUGUCUUCUGCCAAGGUUUAGGAGCAUUCAAGGAACUCUCGGAGCUGGAUGUGAGCCUCCGGCCGUCGUCCUGCCGGGACUGCGGGCUGUGGUUCAGGGAGUUGUUGGCAGCACUGACACAGCUUCCAGCCUUGGCAGAGCUGGGCAUGCAAAGAUGGGCCCUUUCAGAGUCCCAGAGGAAGCAAAUGGAAGGCUUUAAUCAAGACAACAGAAGAAACAUUCGUUUUGACUGUUGAUGAAGGUUGGAGGUGUCUGGAAGGCCUUAUGGGAGCAGCACAUGAACCAAGCAUUUUGUGUCUCAGACUGCAGUUUUUAAUAAUCUCUUGAAAUAGUUCCACAAUUAUAGAAAACUGUUAUUUGACCUUCUGCACCACAGAUCAUUCCAUUUAAUAAUGUUCUUUCAGAUUCUCUGGGCCACGCUUACACUACUUCAUGUUGUGAAUACUGCCAAGGCCACUUCCCACUGAGCAGUGCUGGGGUCAGAGGGACAUGCUGCAGGUUUGGCCAUGGAGGGAAGGGCUGGGGUUUGUGUUAAUUCAGGUGUGUGGGCAGUGUGAAUGUGGCCCCCGAAAAUACCUCUAAUGUGAAAAUACUUGAUACCUCCAUGUUUUAAAUUUUAGCUGCUUCUCCCUCCAAACUUUUGCCCCUUUGUGAAUUAAUCAAAUCAUAACUGGGAGGCUUUGCAUCCAUCCCAACAACUCAACAUCAUAGAUUGGUCCAGGAAGGAGAGUACAAAAGGAGCUGGUCUGCCUCUGUUCUGGCCCUUGAUGCCAUCUCAUAGUGUAGAUGAGUCCUGUGUAGAGUCAACAUAAAAUCAAGAUAAGAAACACUUAAUUGGUGUCUUUGCAAGUCUCAGGGGCAAAGUACAGUACAUUAAAUCAGAGAUAUGUCCUGCUACUUUAACAAGAAUUUUGGAUACAGAGUAAUCAAUAAAUGCCAAAUUCAAGUCA